AUGAGCAAGCUAGGCAUUGGUGAUCCAGGGACGAGAGGUCCAUAUCACAAGCUUGAUACCCAUUUGGCGUUUUGGCGCAAGUACCUGACGGUGUACAACUACGUUGAGAAUGGCGGGACACUACCGGGGACGUAUAUUCAGCAGAGUCGACGAGUACACUCACACAGUGUCUGUGGAUCACCAACCACGGAAAUAACUAAGUUGUUGCGUUCUCCACCCUCUGCACCGAUAUUCAACGAGGACCGUGAUGAGAUUUUUCCUACAAGGCUGAGCGUUGGUGAUAACAAUGACAUCAAAAGUAACGGUAACAACAACGUAGGAUUCGUUGAGGAUCCUGCUCUGGAGUGUCUCUCCGAGUUGGAGGAGGUGCGCCACCUUGAGGAGGUGACUAUUGCCCCGGAGGAUGAAGAGGCACUUCUGAUUGAGACCACCUACGGUGCUCUCCUUUCUCAUCUCUGGUGGACUCUCUGGGCUCUCAUACAAAGCCAAAUUUCCAGCAUCGACUUCGGGUUUAUUGAGUAUGCUGAAUCAAGAAUGACAGCUUACUACGACCUAAAGAAGACCUUACCCGCCUCAGAGUUUCCCAACAGCGAAGGCCAAUGGAUUGAUCCAUCCAACUUGCGAAAGGUAAACGGCGAGAUUUUCGAUAUGGAGUCGCCUGCCAAGGCACAAAUGAACAGCGACAAGGGCGAGUCCCGCACGAAUGCCUCUAAUCUCGUUACCUCCUUCUACGUCGUUGAGGAAGACGGAUGA
This is a messenger RNA of Hydatigera taeniaeformis, 753 nucleotides long. The record is from the annotation of a GenBank genome assembly. NCBI's taxonomy places the organism in Eukaryota, Metazoa, Platyhelminthes, Cestoda, Cyclophyllidea, Taeniidae.